This is a messenger RNA of Poecilia latipinna (sailfin molly), 3220 nucleotides long. RefSeq names its product dual specificity testis-specific protein kinase 1. Bases 328 to 1323 code for a protein of 331 amino acids. The transcript has 10 exons. Gene Ontology annotation, biological process: protein phosphorylation; actin cytoskeleton organization. NCBI's taxonomy places the organism in Eukaryota, Metazoa, Chordata, Actinopteri, Cyprinodontiformes, Poeciliidae. The record is from RefSeq and is a predicted model, not a curated record. Gene Ontology annotation, cellular component: nucleus; cytoplasm. Gene Ontology annotation, molecular function: protein serine/threonine kinase activity; ATP binding.
ACUUGUCCGACCUGGCCGCCCCCAGGCGCCGGCGUCCUGUUCUCCGUGUGGGCGGAGUUCCAUCCCCCGACCUUCUCGAGCAGCCGCUGCCUAGGCAACCGCAGAAGGAGGGCCCGUCAGCCGCACAGACCGCUCCGAAGUCAGCAGCGGGGAUCUGAGCGACGUCCUGCCCGCUGCUGGGGGAGACACGGACCGGGCUGCCGCGGAUAGAGGAGACGCUCCCAUCGACACGUUAAAGCCGAGCUCAUCUUCCUGCAGCUGCACCCGGAGCACAGGCUGAUUCUAGUUUCUGCAGAGGCCUGUGGUUUCACCCCCACCACCUACAGGAUGCACAUGAAUAAUAUGUUAAAUCAGUGGACAGACGUCUCCAGGAUGUGUGAUGUGGACUCGUCCUCAGAGCCCAGCAGUCCCACCCUGUAUGGCGAGUCUUCAGACAGGUACUGCCAUGUGGACCGCUGGCAGAAGCUCCGCACAGCCGUACGCAAACUGGAGUUCUGGGAAAACUUCCGAGCUGAACUCAUCGGGAGCGGAUUCUUCUCCAGAGUCUACAAGGUGGUUCACAGCACUACGCGGAAGGUGAUGGUAGUGAAGAUCUACAAAAAUGAUGUGGACCAAGACAGCAUCGUGCGAGAGAUCAGCCUGCUGCAGAAGCUCUCUCACCCCAACGUUGUCAGGUAUCUGGGUAUCUGUGUGAAAGAAGACAAACUGUACCCCAUCCUGGAGUACGUAAACGGCGGCUGCCUGGAGGAGCUUCUGGCCAGGAAAGAUGUUCCUCUGUGCUGGAGAGAGAAGGUGGACCUGGCCUGUGACAUCAGCAGAGGAAUGAUCUACCUGCACUACAAGAACAUUUACCACAGAGAUCUGAAUUCAAAGAACUGUCUGGUCCGAGUGACUCCGCGGGGCUGGGAGGCCUUGGUGACAGAUUUUGGGCUGGCAAGGGAAGUGGUGGAGCUGCCUGUGAAGGAUACUGGCAGGAAGUUGUCAUUGGUGGGCUCGGCCUUCUGGAUGGCCCCCGAGAUGCUCCGAGGAGAGCCAUACGACCGCAAGGUGGAUGUUUUCUCCUUCGGCAUCGUUCUGUGUGAAAUCUUGGCCAGGAUCCCGGCCGACCCAGAGAUCCUCCCCAGAACCCAGGACUACGGGCUGGAUGUGAAGGCGUUUGGUGAGCUGGUUCCUGACUGCCCACAGCGCCUCCUGGAGUUAGCAGCCAGCUGCUGCAUGGUGGAGUCGUUCCGGCGCCCGGCCUUCACAGAGCUACUAGAUGAGCUGAGCGAAGCUGCUGAGGGCCUGGAGCCGCCGCCGAAGCCCGACCUGACGGCGGGCUGAGCAGGGCGUGUCCAGCAGCAGGGAUUAUUGAUCGCAGUGUAGACGGGAAGCCGAAGUGAUGGGGAGUUUAAAGAAGGUGGACCUGAUUGUUGAUGCUUCCUGCUUUCUCACUCGGCACCAGAGGCUCAGCUUGUCUUUUCUGAGAGCGGUUAGCCAAUCCACGGCUUCCCUGAACGCUUUGCUACCGUAGCUUCCAGGUGAUCAGUGUUAAUCUUCGAGGUAGAUCCAGUUUCAUUUCCUGACUCAGAGGUUUCCUCCUCUUCAUACGCGCCUUGUCCUGCUUCUACUCGUUUGGAAUCAACAACACAGAUCAUCUGAUCUGCUGAUAGGUUUUGGUCUUUGUGUCUGCUUUAGCUGUUCUGUUUUCUGUCAGGACUUCUGCUUCGAUGCUUUCGACUCCAGACAGCUGCAGACAGCUGAGGAACUUCAGACUGUCGUGUUCAAGGUUUUUGAGAGCUUGUCUCAGUUUUACAGAAAAUAUCCUUUGUUUCUACAUAUGUACAGAAAAACCAACAGGCCACAAAGAGUACAGACAACCCCUGUUAGAGUGAAAAGAAAAAAUGAGACUAUCAAAUCAUUCCAAAACCUUUUCAGCCUUUGAUGUGACAGUUCUAAAUUAUAAUUUAACUGAAUAAACACGUCAAUAAACCUAUUUACUUGUUAUUGAUGCAAAUCAAAGUAAAUCCAUGUCCCGUAUCAAUAAUAUUGAUAUUGAUACCGAUAUGGAUACUUUUUAUUAUUUAGGUUUGAUAUAUCAUCAAACCUUUGACCUUAAGUUGUUUUUAUGUUUCUUUUGAACUAUUUUGUGAAAACCUGGGACAGAAUUUUUACAGGUUUAUAGGUGGCUAAUGCUCAAAUAAUAUAUUAACAUGAUACACAAAAACAAUAGAAAACCAGAAUAGUUGUGUUUAUUUUUUUAUAAAACAAAGUGCAAAAAUGAUCAAAGCAAAAUCUUUUUAGGUAGAUAAACUACAGCAUGAAAAUGAAAUAAAGUUACAAGAGUGAAUCUGAAACUUAUCGAUCCAGUCCUGAUACCAAUUUGGGAUCCAUAUUAUUGAUACUUUGGAUGGAUUCGCCCACCUCUAGUGUUUACAAUAUUAAAACAAUAAUUUGCUGAUGUAGCCUUUGCUUUCAUUUCAGCAUUUAACCUUUUUGGUAGAACCUUACAGGGAUUUUAUACAUGACUUUUCAACUUUUCUACUUUUCUUGGUGAAACAAGAUGGAGAUGAAAUCAGUUUUCAGACUGAGGAUCUGAUCCUCAGCCCUCUUCAGGUGACCCAACAAGCUUUCUGUCAGAAUUAGUUCUGCUCUCUGAUGCCAGAUAUUUAUGUUUUUUUUCUUAUGAAGCCAUUUUUAUGUUUAUUUGAAUGUCUGCUUGAACCUUGUGUGAUGCUGAAAAAGUAAAAUCAAUUUUCAACUCCAGCUUCCUGGAGAUGUGAAAUGGACCAGAUUUGUUGGUUUUGCAGUUGAACUGUACAGGAAGUACUGAAAAUUAUAUUAAAGACAUAAAAGGUUCUGAUGAUUUAUCAUUGUCUAAUUUUGAACCCACUAACAGGGGUGUGCAAACAUUUUAUGGCUUGACUGGAGAAAACUGUCAAAGUGAGGCAUCAAUAGACUUAUAAAUCACAAAUCGUUGCUUUGUCUCCAGACUGUCUGUAUCCUGUUGCUUUUAUAUAUUUCUCUGAUAUUUCUAAACAUGCUCGGAUCUGAACAUGUAUUUUAAAAAACCUGAGCUUUCUGUAUGUUUUCUGUUGGUCUGGUACUGUAAGGGUCCAGUUUGGUUUUUCAUGUUAUCAGAAUUUCAAGGCAGCUAAAAGGCAACAGACAGAUAGUUUCAUUAUUCCUAACAUCAGACAGACUUUUGUGAUGGAACAAAUAAAGUUAUAUUCUUUGUCUA